Molecule: messenger RNA, 7683 nt
Organism: Vicugna pacos (alpaca)
Lineage: Eukaryota; Metazoa; Chordata; Mammalia; Artiodactyla; Camelidae
Source: RefSeq, a predicted model, not a curated record
GUGGUCCCAUUGUACAGAAGAGAAAACUGAGGCUCAGGAUGGUAAGGCAACCAUGCAGCCACCUGGGAGAGGUGGGGAUAGGGCGGGGGGGACUCAGCCUGGCUGACACCCCCCUGCCCACCUCAGUUCCGUUCUCUGUGAAAUGGGGGCUGAUAGCAGCUGCCCUGGAGGCUGUGUUGUCUGUGGAGCCUCGGGACGUGCUCAGCACUGGGGGCCCUGGCUGGUGGGGUGCCCUGAUCCUGCUCCCAAGUGCACCUCCCCCGGACCCAGCUUGGGAAGCAGCCCUGCAGGCUCAUGCGAUGGGCCUGGAGCAGGGUUGCAGGAGGCAGGGUCCUGGGCACGGCUCUAGUGCACAUUUCUUGAUGUAAAAAGUCCUCUGCCCCAGAGAACACCAGGCACCCCCUUCCGAAAAUGGCAAGCAAAGGCUGAGGGCACCGCCUGGGGCAGGUGAGCGAGGUGAGGGUGUCUGGCACUUGUGUGUGGGAGGGCGGCGCUGGGGAGGGCCCCAUCUGGGUGUGACUGUGUGAGCUGGUCUGUUUGUAGGUGAUAUUGUGAUUUAGUCUCACCUCUGAGCAAGAAUUACCUCCCAGGAAGGCAGCCCCUUGACAAGCUGUGUACUCUGUUGAGAUCUCUGUCAAGAUGCCCCUGCCCAGUGUUACAUCGCAAAGGACCCCCCAGAUAAGCUAAAGCUGUGUGGCUGCUUCGCUGCCCUCCAGCCCACCCGGCUGUUUACAAGUUCUGCCCUGUGCUUCCAAGAGAGGCUUCAGCUCUUAAGGGGAUCUUGAGGGACCUGCAUGCUCUGGAGAUUUGGCUUGCGGAGUACGUAGCCCAGCCUCUCUGCCACCUUAGGGCCCCACCCCUCCACUACCCAGGUCUUCACGAAGAAGGGUCCUCAGUGCCCUGUGACAGAGUCUAUUGUGUCUGUUCAGUUUGGUGCCGGGGGCAAGCUGUGGGGCCAGAGGUAUCUGCGUGGCUCCCACAGAGGGAGUAUGGUGCCACGGUGGAGGUCUGGUCCUGGGAGGUGGCCAUUUAAGCAGAUAAGCCAGUGAGAAUCAGCUGCAGGAAGGUGCUAGGGCUUCUGUGCGAUCCUGCUAGACUCCUCAGAGGGAGUUUGGCCUCCAGGUGAGGCCACAGUCAAGGAGGAAGCUGGCAUUCCGGUAACUAAGCAGAUCGGCGUGUGCUGGGUCCAGGGUGCCUGCACGCAGCCCCACCACUGUUCUCAGCUCCACCUGGAAUCCCUUGAUUCCGUGUCAGGCACGUGGGUGUCCCCUAGAGGAUUUUCCCUGUGGCCUCUCCCCAGGGAUUGGAGAAUCAAGAAGAUGGGACAGUUUGAAAGCAGGAUGUAAGAGUUUCCUUCUGCAGAAACAAGUUACACAAACUCACUACUUAAAGCAACACAGGUUUACCCUCUUACAGUUGGAGAGGUCAGAAAUCUGGAUAAUCCCUUUGCUUCAAGGUCGGUGGAUUAACAAUUUAACUUCCAUCCGCUACCUCGAGCUCCCCUUGCAAUGACACAUGAUCCCCAUGGGUCCUGAGAGUUGGGAUGUGACAGAUUGGGGGCUAUUACUCUGCUGACCGUGAGGGGAGAUUAUGGAGGCAGAACCGACUGUUCCGACCACCUGGAUUCCACUGGCAGCAUCAGCAUAGCACGAGUUCUGGAAUCAGAGUUCUGUCCAACAUGGACUGUGGCAGGGCUCACACCUGAGUCCACAGGUGGGCGUCUUAAACACAGACCCACGGGCCGCUGAGUCCCACCCCAGGAGUGACUGAUUCUGCCCUGGUCUCAGUGGGCCUGAAAGUCUGUGUUUCUGACAGGUUCCCCAGUGCUGCUGCUACUGCCGGUCCUGGACCCACUCUGGGACCACUGGUCUACUGUGUGCAUGGUGUCCCUGGGCCACAGCCUAAGACGGGGUCUCCCAGCUCUUGCUCAAAGACCUCCGGUGCCAGUAUGACUCAUUCCACCUUCAGGUGACUUGAAUGGCCUGAGGGUUGACUUCAGAGCCUGGCUAGCUCUGGGCUGAAUCCCAGCCAGAUGACCCUGGACAGGUUCCUCACCCUCUGUGGGCUGCCUUGUGGGACUGUGACAGGACUAAAUGAGAUGGUCUGCAAGCAGCACUCGGGGUGCUCAAGGGAGCCAUCGUUAGCCAAGUGUGAGGACAACUCAGAAUUGAUGCCUCAGUUCCAGGGCUGCCGCUGUCUGCUAGGACCAGUGGUGGCAUCUCCUGUGGCUGGUCCCCAAAACUCGCUGGUGAGGGUUGGGUGCAGAGAUUAUGCAGCAGCAGAGAAGCACCAACCCUUCCCUCACCAGGACUGCGAAAAUGCAGAGAAUUAGCUGUGUGUUCGUUGCUUGGGGAGCAGAUAGGGCUCUGGCCAACACCCAUCCCCCAGACUUGAGUCUCCACGGAAAUUGAUUCCUGGGUUCUGGGGAGGAAACCACACCCAGUGGAUGAUGAAGGAGUUUAUGGCGGAAGUGAACUGGAGGAGGAAGGACACACCAGAAACACAGGAUGCCUUUGACCCAUUUGCUAAACAAACAGCUUCCAGGGUUUCAAGCAGGUGUUGCCCUCUUGGCUUCAGGUUACCACCAGUUUUCACCAGCUUGUUUCUAGAAUGAAGAAGUAAGGAAUGGAGAGAGGACUUGUGGGUGCCUCCAAGGCCAUUGCCUGUCCUGACCCAAGCCCAAAGACAGUCAUGGGCAGGGCGUCCUUGGGCUGAGCCUGGCUGGGAGGCCCUGCUGGUGCCCUUGACGCAUCUGCCGACCAUCGAGCGUGGGGCAUCCUCGUGGGGCAGGGCUGGGCACCCUGGGAAGUGUGUGCACCCCUGACCUCACUUGUCCUCUGAGGUCAAGUGAUGGGACAGGGGUCAGCCUGAACACUGCUCCUCAUUCCCCUCCCCAGGCAGAUGGGGGCUGAGGCUGCCAGGUAGCCUCUUCCAACACCCACCUGCUGGCAAGGAAGGCCGUUUCUCUGGCAGCUGCUCCAGGGAAUUCCAGGCUGCGGAGCCCUCACAGAUUUCUCUCCCCCAAAUAAAAUCUGUCAUCUUUUACUACCACAGGCUCAUUUCAAAAACUCCCUCGCUUCUCCAUUUCUCCUCAUUUGUUGUUUUACAGAAGAAACUGGAGCGGCCUUCCUCCCUAGCACUUUCUGGGAGGAGGUUCUCCUCUGGGGAGAGGGCAGGAGAGACACGGGGUGGAGGGAGAUGCCACAGGAACCAGGUGUCCUGGUUCCAGCUUCCACCUCAAUGUGGCAUCAGUAGACAGUCCUGCCUACUUCCACUAGCAUUGGUCUGGUCUCUGCUUUCCCCCAGGAAGUUUUUUAAAAAGACAAAAGGCAGUUUGCAUGAUGCCGUGUGACCACGUGGGUAACAAAGUCUUGGUAGCUACGUGUGGUCAGGAGGGAGCACUUUGGGGUCUGUCAGUGCUUGGUGGGGAUCCCCAGGCCACCCAUUACUAGCUGUGUGGUCCUGGGUAAAUUUCUCAACCUAUCUGAGCCUCAGUUUCCUCAUCUGUAAAGAGGGAGUGGUGGCACCAGCCUCCAGGAGGUGGCUGUCCCAGACGGAAGCCAGGGGAAGUCAUUUGUUAGUUUUGCAGCAGAGCUAGGCACCGACCUUCACUGAGGGGCUCCUUGCUCUUCAGAACUCAAAGACUCCCCAACUCCUUGGGACUUAAAGUAAGAUUUGUGAACACUCACCGUCUGGUCUGUGCUCGGUUUGUAGAGAGGGCUGAAGGGCUGGCUGCCUCUGUGCCCUUGGUAUCCAGAUAACUCGACACAGGCUCCUCCAGGAAGCAUCUUUGCUCUGGUCAGAUUUCUCCCACGCUCCAUUCCGUCCAUCCAGUCACAGCUACAGAGUUUUCCUGAAGGCCCCACGUGGGCCGCAGUGUCCUGCUGGCUGUGCGCUUUUCUCUUAACUCCACUGGUGCUGUUAGUGGAAUGUGUUCCAUUAUUUUAAUGGAUCAGCACAAAGAUCUGUGUGUAUCUUGAUGGCAUUUUGUAAACACUUGCAGAGAUGGCAGCUUCACUUAGCAGAGAACUUCAUGGUUUGUACUUUUUAUACCCCACCUGGAUUUGAGGCAGCUGAGGUUCACCCCCAACACCUUUCUGCAUGUAUAAUUCAAGGAGGGCUGAAGAAGCAGGUGGAUUUUCUGUGUCUUGUCCACCCUGGUGUCUUGAGAGGCCCGAGCGUGGCUCAGGGAGUGGCUGGAGCACAGGUGCUGGGGUCCCCCAGUCUGGCCUCACCCAGCCCUACCACUUCCUGGCUGUGACCCUUGGGGCAAACAAGCUCACUCCCCCUCUCUGGUCCUCCAUUUCCUCAUCUGUCAAAUGGGUACCAGAACUGUCCACCUCCCAGGCUGCACACAGGUUAUACGCGCAAGCAUUCAUCGCACACCAGUAAGCCCAUGUUUAAUACUGAACCUAAGAAAAUACCCAUCCGGCACCUGGGCUUCAACCUGGGAGCUCUGACUCUCUGAUGGAGGUGCUGACAGUCAGGGGAGAAACCUCCAAAUUUAGAGGUGGUAGCAGAUGGCAGCUCACCCGGUGCAGCUGUUGGGAGCUCCCAGGCAAAGUCUGUUCCUUCCAUGGAGCCUGGGUUUCUCAUCAGACUUUGAUUGGGGGUGCAUGGCUUCUGACCAUGAGGCCUUUCCUGCAGACCUGGCUGACUUGAGUGGCUCCCUUCCUGCUCCCUCCCUCCCUUCCUCAUGCCCCAGCCAUGCUUCCUGAGGGGCAGGAUGGACUCCAUGGCCCUGUUGGCUGCUUCCCUCUGAGUGGUCACUCCGGGGUGUGAGUGCUGUAUGGGGGGGGGCAGGAGCUGUCUUUGCCCGCUGACCAUCAGCCCUGUGGGCAGAGCUGCAUGGCUCUCCUGGCCCCUGCCAGCACCUGGGCUUCCCCCCAGAGCUGGGUCUUGUUGGUGUCCAUCAAGUGACCUUGACUUAGCCUGUCGUGAGCUUUCUGGGGUUCCAACGGGGACUUUGGAGGAUAUGCUGUAUGUUCCUGGGGGGAGAGGUGGGUAAUUGGCCUCUGUGUCGGGUCCCAGGGAUGCUGAUACGCCUCCUGACCACCUGUUCUCUCCUCCCACAGAGCCUACAACGAUGGUGGUGUCACCAGCCAGCUCAGAAGCCCAGGUGGUGCAGUCGCUGGGCUUCGCCAUCUACCGCGCGCUGGACUGGGGUCUGGAUGAGCAGGAGGAGCGGGAGCUCAACCCGCAGCUGGAGCGGCUCAUUGACCUCAUGACCAACAGUGACUGUGAGGACGAUGACGGCGGCUGCGGGGCGGCCGACGAGGGCUACGGGGCUCCAGAGGAGGAGGAGGAGGCCGAGAGCGGCCUGCGUGCCGUGCGCUCCUUCGCACAGGCCAUGCGCCUGUGCGCCGCUCGCCUGACCGACCCCAGCGGCGCGCAGGCCCACUACCAGGCCGUGUGCCGCGCGCUCUUCGUGGAGACGCUGGAGCUGCGGGCCUUCCUUGCCAGGGUCCGGGAGGCCAAGGAGAUGCUGCAGAAGCUUCGGGAAGACGAACCACAGUCAGAGAGGCCCCUGGCGGAGCUCGACAGCCUGGGGCGCACAGACUGGGCCCGACUCUGGGUCCAGCUCAUGCGGGAGCUCCGCCAUGGAGUGAAGCUGAAGAAGGUGCAGGAGCAGGAGUUCAACCCCCUGCCCACCGAGUUCCAGCUCACCCCCUUCGAGAUGCUGAUGCAGGACAUCCGCGCCAGGAACUACAAGCUGCGCAAGGUCAUGGUCGAUGGGGACAUCCCUCCCAGGGUGAAGAAAGAUGCCCACGAACUCAUUUUGGACUUUAUCCGCUCCCGGCCUCCCCUGAAGCAGAAGCAGAGGACCCUGCACGAGAAGAUCCUGGAGGAGAUCAAGCAGGAACGGAGGCUGCGGCCCGUGGAGGGCAGGCGCUGGGAUGGCCGUGGGUUUGGCUCUCUGCCUUGCAUCCUCAACGCCUGCUCUGGGGAUGUCAAGUCCACUUCCUGCAUCAACCUGUCCCUCCCAGAUGCUGGGAGCAGCGCCCAGCGCCCACGGCCCCGGGUCCUGCUAAAGGCACCCACCUUGGCUGAGAUGGAGGAGAUGAACAUAUCCGAGGAGGAAGAGUCUCCGUGCGGGGAGGUCACACUGAAACGUGACCGCUCCUUCUCGGAGCACGACCUGGCCCAGCUCCGGGGCGAAGUGACUUCUGGUCUGCAGCCAGCCCCGCAGCCUGAAGGAGCGUUAGCGCCGUCGCGGCCCCGGGCAGGGAGCGUGCAUUCCUGGGGGCCCAGCACCCAGCAGCAGGGUUCCUUCACGGUUAGUGUCCCGUCCCAUCCUGACCCCAGCUGCCCCCCACACAGUGACCUGGGCUCAGCCGAAGACAAGCCAGGGGCCUCCUCGGCCCCAGACGCCCAUCACCUGUGGCUGGAGUUCAGCCACCCUGUGGAGAGCCUUGCUCUGACCGUGGAGGAGGUGAUGGAUGUGCGCCGUGUGCUGGUGAAGGCUGAGAUGGAGAAGUUCCUGCAGAACAGGGAGCUCCUCAGCAGCCUGAAGAAGGGGAAGAUUUGCUGCUGCUGCCGGAUCAAGUUCCCUCUGUUCUCCUGGCCGCCCACCUGUCUUUUUUGCAAGAGAGCUGUCUGCACUUCCUGCAGUGUGAAGAUGAAGAUGCCUUCUAAGAAGCUUGCACACAUCCCCGUCUACACGCUGGGCUUUGAGAGUCCCCAGAGGGUGUCACCUGCCAGAACCAUGCCGACACAGAGAAGAGACGUCUUCCAAUCCCUGCAGGGGCCCCAGUGGCGCAGCGUGGAGGAGGAGUUCCCGCACAUGUACACCCACGGCUGCGUCCUGAAGGAUGUCUGCACUGACUGCACCAGCUUCGUGGCGGACGUGGUGCGCUCCAGCCGCAAGAGUGUGGAUGCCCUCAACACCACGCCCCGCCGUGCCCGCCACACCCAGUCCCUGUACGUCCCGGACACCUGGACUCUGGACCUCAAGUGACAGCCCCUGGGCCCCCAGGCCACCUGGCCAGAGGCUUUCCAAGGUGCCCCCAGGUGGCCAUGUCUCUGGGGAGGAGAUGGGCUCGUCCUGACCCAGGCGGAGAAGUCCCCAUCCUCCUGAGUGUGCAUGUACAUAUAUACAUAUAUAGAUAUGUUUAUAUAAUACUUACACACAGCCUGUAUAUUUAUAUUCAUGUUUCCUGGCCCCAGAGUUCAUUUGGGGUCAGGCUCACCCCAGGACCCUCCCUGGGGGAGGCUGUUUCCCCAGGUUCCUUGGGGUGGGGAGGGGGUGGAAUAGGAACAGGCCUCCUCACUCAGACAGGGAGGGGCAGGUGGAGGGACAGUACAGGACCCCAGCGGGGGGCUCUGGGGAGAGGGUCCCACCCCCAUAUGUAUUCUCUUCUCUGUCUGGGGCUGAGAAUACUGCAGCUUCCCCUCCCUAGGUGGGAGUCCGGGCUGGGACAGGGCUCCUGGGUCCCCUUUUUGCAUCUGUGCACUCUCAGCAGGGAGGUGGGCUGAGAGUCCUCUGUUGGGCCCCCGUUUGGAAGAUCCAAGGCCCAGCUUGCAACUUGCCCCUGCCUGGCCUCCACACCUGGCCAUUGCCAUGCAGCUGGUGUCACCUGCCUCACUACGUGUGGGACCGUGCUGGCCUGAGUCCCGAUUCCAGGAGGAGCAAUGUAAACUGCACAUGGCCACUCGUGACCUAAUAAAGGUGGUCUCAUAGUC